AUGUCGCGGCAUCAAUAUGAUCUUGUGCAAUGCAUGAAGCAGCCGGGCACCAAAGUCGGUCUUUUGUGCCUGCUGUGCGAUGGAAAAUGUCCCAUCUGUGAUCUGAUGGUGAAUCCUACAAGAAAAGUACGAGUUUGCGAUUCAUGCUCAUUCGGUCAUUUGGCACAUCGAUGUAUAUUAUGCAGCGCCCAUUUGGGCGACAAUCUAGAUCUGGCGGCGGCGGCGUAUUAUUGCCUGGAAUGUGUCUUAGAGGAGAAACACAGGGAAGGAUGCCCGCGAAUUUUAAACGUGGGAAGUCUGCGUGCUGAUCAAAGACUUCGACAGAUCAAAUCGUAG
This is a messenger RNA of Australozyma saopauloensis, 336 nucleotides long. RefSeq names its product U2 snRNP complex subunit. Gene Ontology annotation, biological process: mRNA splicing, via spliceosome. The record is from RefSeq and is a predicted model, not a curated record. The coding region runs from base 1 to 336 and encodes 111 amino acids. The transcript has a single exon. NCBI's taxonomy places the organism in Eukaryota, Fungi, Ascomycota, Pichiomycetes, Serinales, Metschnikowiaceae. Gene Ontology annotation, cellular component: catalytic step 2 spliceosome; precatalytic spliceosome; U2 snRNP.